Molecule: messenger RNA, 2125 nt
Organism: Daldinia caldariorum
Lineage: Eukaryota; Fungi; Ascomycota; Sordariomycetes; Xylariales; Hypoxylaceae
Product: PLP-dependent transferase
Exons: 4
Coding region: 262-1818 (518 amino acids)
Biological process (GO): ceramide biosynthetic process; sphingosine biosynthetic process
Cellular component (GO): endoplasmic reticulum
Molecular function (GO): serine C-palmitoyltransferase activity; pyridoxal phosphate binding
Source: RefSeq, a predicted model, not a curated record
CAGCAUUAAGCAUUCAGCAUUCAGUAUUAAGCAACUUUGUCUGGACCCUUUUUUUUUCCAGUUUGGGAUCGCUACCGACCUUUUUCCCUUAUGAUAAUAUUACUACCUAUCCCCGUCUCACACGCUUCCAAUUCUUAAAACACUUCACCUACAAAUUCAACCCCCAGAUUGUUGUUGUAAACCGUAUGUUGUUAAACUUUCAAAUGUCGUUCCUUCAAUAAAUUUGUCGCAAAAUCACCCCGUAUUACCUCAUUGUUCAAAAUGGACUUGCACGAGGCGCAGGUCUAUUUGCAGACCUCGCUUCAAGAAAUAUCCGACGCAUUCCAAAAGGUCCCCGGAAGUGCCGUUUUAGUUCGAUAUAUCCAGUCAAGCUACCAGAAUGAUCCCGUCCGGUCUGCUAUAGAACUUGUGCUCGUGAUAUUCUUCGUUCGAUACCUUCUGUCGCCUUCCUAUCCUACCCACGAUCCCAACUACGUGAAGCUCAGCGAUGACGAGAUUGAUGAGCUCGUUAGGGACUGGGAGCCCGAACCUCUCGUCGCUGACCGGACUCCGUUGGAGGAAGCUGAAGCUGAGAGACAGCCCAUCAUUGUCGGACCGACGGGCCCGAAGGUGAAGCUGUCCACCGGAAAGACUGUCGUGAACUUGGCCUCUUACAACUUUUACAAUUUCAACGCAAGCGAAUCGAUCAAGGAAAAGGCGAUCCAGACAUUGCGCACCUACGGAGUUGGCCCUUGCGGUCCCCCGCAGUUUUACGGCAACCAGGAUGUCCACAUGCAAACUGAACUCGAUAUCGCCAUGUUUCUCGGCACUCAGAGCUGCAUCAUCUACGCCCAGGCUUUUUCUACAAUCUCUAGUGUUAUUCCGACUUUCUGCAAGCGAGGUGACGUUAUCGUAGCUGAUAAGAUGGUCAACUACUCGAUUCGCAAAGGACUGGAGGCCUCCCGAAGCCUCAUUAGAUGGUAUGAGCAUAACGACAUGGAAGACUUGGAAGAGGUUAUGAAGAAAGUGGUUCAGGAACAAGUAAAGAAGAAGGUCCUGACUAGGCGAUUCAUUGUUACCGAGGGACUCUUCGAAAUGGUUGGCGACUGUUCAAACCUUCCCAAGCUCAUCGAAUUGAAGGAGAAGUACAAAUUCCGUAUCGCUCUGGACGAGACCUGGUCAUUUGGUGUGCUCGGUCGUAAUGGACGAGGACUUACAGAGGCGCAGAAUGUCGACGCGGAGGCUGUUGAUAUGAUCAUCGGCUCUAUGGCUGGACCUCUCUGUGCCGCUGGUGGGUUCUGUGCUGGUUCAAAGGACGUGAUACGACAUCAGCGUAUCAAUGCCGCAUCGUACACUUACUCGGCUGCUUUACCGGCUAUGGCUGCUGUUACGGCUAGCGAGACGUUGAAUGUCCUACAAUGCAACCCCGAUAUCCUACAGGCAUGCCGAGAUAACAUCCAGGCCAUGAGAGCACAACUCGAUCCCCGCAGCGAAUGGGUCCGAUGCACAAGUGACCCUGAGAAUCCUGUCAUGCUCCUUGUAUUCAAGCCCGAGGUGGUUUCGGCCAGACGGCUAACUAACGAAGACCAAGAACGACUAUUCCUCGAGAUUACGGAUGAGGCACUUGCCAAUGGUGUGCUGAUUACGCGGCUGAAGAGUUUCCCGCUAAUUGGCAGCAUCGGUACUGAUGAUAUUGAUAUUAAACCCGCCCUGAAGGUUUGUAUCACGUCGGGCUUGACCAAGAAGGAAAUUGAGAAGGCCGGCACGACGAUUCGGCACGCCAUUACCAAGAUUAUGACCCGGAAGCCCAACCGGCAGUCGUCGACACUAGCUGCUUAGGAGACAUUCAGUUUUUCGUGAUCUUGUUUACUACUACUUCACACGACGCUUCACGACAUGACACAGGAUGAGGCAGUUGUAUAUGUGUAAUGGGUUUUAUUAUACUACGACUUGAGCAUGACCCUGGGUUAAGAUGGAUACAUAGGCACUCAAUCCAGCAUUGAUUGAUGAUCGAGAAGUCCAGGAAUAUUAUAUAUAUACCUGUACCUAGGUAUAUAUAUAUAUAUAUUCGAGAUGAGAAGACUAACGGUCCAGGAUCAAACUACACGAUAGAAUCAAAUACUAAUUGCUAAUUCCCUCAUACGAG